AUAACAUCGGUAAGAUAACGUUUGAUUUGUUUCCCCUGUCAUGUCGAGAUGCCACCAGGGUAGCAGUAUAAAUAGGCGCGAUGUCAUGGCAAACAGUAGCAAUAAUUUGUUUUGAUCAAAAGUUGAUGUCUACAGAUAUGGGAGGCAUAAAUCUUUUGUUGCCCUUAUUGGUCAUCGGGCCGAUGAUUGCAAUAGCUACAGCAAAUCCCUUUAGCCAUGUCAACGAUUGUCGCAACCAAGCUGAUGGCGCUUAUCUCAAUGAUCCCCGUAGCUGUUCGCACUAUUACAUCUGUUACCAGGGUCAACGUUACCGUCAACGCUGUCCCAGUGGCCUAUUCUAUGAUGAUCACACCCGAAUGUGUAACAUUGCCGGUCUGGUCAAGUGUGCCCAAUUGAAACGUAUUGCGCUUCGAUUGAAUGAAUAUUCCAGCAUGGAAAGGGAUGUGUCGUCGGAAGGCGGAGCUGCCAGAGAAAAUUGCAAAACAACAACUCCGGCUCCUUGUCAUCCUGAAGUUGUGACAACAACGACUCCGUGUCACGCUCAACCACCACGUAGCACUACAACAACUCCAUGCCAUUCGGAGCCACCAUCCUCGACAACAACCACUCCCUUAAAUCUCGAGCCACCAUCCUCCACGACCACAACUCCCCAAAAUCCACCGUCCUCCACCACAAUAACUCCAUGCCAAACUGAACCACCAUCCUCCACGACCACAACUCCCCAAAAUCCACCGUCCUCCACCACAACAACUCCAUGCCAAACUGAACCACCAUCCUCCACGACCACAACUCCCCAAAAUCCACCGUCCUCCACCACAACAACUCCAUGCCAAACUGAACCACCAUCCUCCACGACCACAACUCCCCAAAAUCCACCGUCCUCCACCACAAUAACUCCAUGCCAAACUGAACCACCAUCCUCCACGACCACAACUCCCCAAAAUCCACCGUCCUCCACCACAACAACUCCAUGCCAAACUGAACCACCAUCCUCCACGACCACAACUCCCCAAAAUCCACCGUCCUCCACCACAACAACUCCAUGCCAAACUGAACCACCAUCCUCCACGACCACAACUCCCCAAAAUCCACCGUCCUCCACCACAAUAACUCCAUGCCAAACUGAACCACCAUCCUCCACGACCACAACUCCCCAAAAUCCACCGUCCUCCACCACAACAACUCCAUGCCAAACUGAACCACCAUCCUCCACGACCACAACUCCCCAAAAUCCACCGUCCUCCACCACAACAACUCCAUGCCAAACUGAACCACCAUCCUCCACGACCACAACUCCCCAAAAUCCACCGUCCUCCACCACAACAACUCCAUGCCAAACUGAACCACCAUCCUCCACGACCACAACUCCCGAAAAUCCACCGUCCUCCACCACAACAACUCCAUGCCAAACUGAACCACCAUCUUCCACGACCACAACUCCCCAAAAUCCACCGUCCUCCACCACAACAACUCCAUGCCAAACUGAACCACCAUCCUCCACGACCACAACUCCCCAAAAUCCACCGUCCUCCACCACAACAACUCCAUGCCAAACUGAACCACCAUCCUCCACGACCACAACACCCCAAAAUCCACCGUCCUCCACCACAACAACUCCAUGCCAAACUAAACCACCAUCUUCCACGACCACAACUCCCCAAAAUCCACCGUCCUCCACCACAACAACUCCAUGCCAAACUGAACCACCAUCCUCCACGACCACAACUCCCCAAAAUCCACCGUCCUCCACCACAACAACUCCAUGCCAAACUGAACCACCAUCCUCCACGACCACAACUCCCCAAAAUCCACCGUCCUCCACCACAACAACUCCAUGCCAAACUGAACCACCAUCCUCCACGACCACAACUCCCCAAAAUCCACCGUCCUCCACCACAACAACUCCAUGCCAAACUGAACCACCAUCCUCCACGACCACAACUCCCCAAAAUCCACCGUCCUCCACCACAACAACUCCAUGCCAAACUGAACCACCAUCCUCCACGACCACAACUCCCCAAAAUCCACCGUCCUCCACCACAACAACUCCAUGCCAUACUGAACCACCAUCCUCCACGACCACAACUCCCCAAAAUCCACCGUCCUCCACCACAACAACUCCAUGCCAAACUAAACCACCAUCUUCCACGACCACAACUCCCCAAAAUCCACCGUCCUCCACCACAACAACUCCAUGCCAAACUGAACCACCAUCCUCCACGACCACAACUCCCCAAAAUCCACCGUUCUCCACCACAACAACUCCAUGCCAAACUGAACCACCAUCCUCCACGACCACAACUCCCCAAAAUCCACCGUCCUCCACCACAACAACUCCAUGCCAAACUGAACCACCAUCCUCCACGACCACAACUCCCCAAAAUCCACCGUCCUCCACCACAACAACUCCAUGCCAAACUGAACCACCAUCCUCCACGACCACAACUCCCCAAAAUCCAUCGUCCUCCACCACAACAACUCCAUGCCAAACUGAACCACCAUCCUCCACGACCACAACUCCCCAAAAUCCACCGUCCUCCACCACAACAACUCCAUGCCAAACUGAACCACCAUCCUCCACGACCACAACUCCCCAAAAUCCACCGUCCUCCACCACAACAACUCCAUGCCAAACUGAACCACCAUCCUCCACGACCACAACUCCCCAAAAUCCCCCGUCCUCCACAACAACAACUCCAUGCCAAACUGAACCACCAUCCUCCACGACCACAACUCCAUGCCAUCCUGAGCCACCAUCCUCGACUACAACAACUCCCCAAAAUUCUGAACCACCAUCUUCCACCACCACAACUCCGUGCCAUCCUGAGCCCCCAGUGACUACAACAACAACUCCAUGUCAUCCUAGAACUACAACUCCCUGUCACCAGACCACAACACCCUGUCCUCAGAGUAAACAAAAUCGAAAAAAGGUUUCUUCCACUUUAAGGGCCAGAUCUGGUAAAAUAACCUCCCGACGAAACCAGCAUCCAAUCUGCGUGGGACAGGCCUAUGGAUCUUUGGUACGUGAUCCCAAUGACUGUGGCAAAUUCCACGCCUGCCUCGACGGAAGAAGUGUAGAAUUUAACUGUCCCGCUAAUCUCUACUUCGAUGAGACCAAGAUGGUUUGCAACUUCCGAAAUAUGGUCAAAUGUGACAUCGGCAACAAAUAGAUUGGUCUGCAGCAAAUAAUUUUAAAAUAAAAUAUUUAAAGCAUCGUAAA
This is a messenger RNA of Musca domestica (house fly), 3220 nucleotides long. Its product is annotated as mucin-2. Gene Ontology annotation, cellular component: extracellular region. Gene Ontology annotation, molecular function: chitin binding. The transcript is spliced from 2 exons. The record is from RefSeq and is a predicted model, not a curated record. NCBI's taxonomy places the organism in Eukaryota, Metazoa, Arthropoda, Insecta, Diptera, Muscidae. The coding region runs from base 81 to 3170 and encodes 1029 amino acids.